Aspergillus oryzae RIB40 is the source of this 336-nucleotide messenger RNA. RefSeq lists its product as uncharacterized. The record is from RefSeq and is a predicted model, not a curated record. The coding region runs from base 1 to 336 and encodes 111 amino acids. NCBI's taxonomy places the organism in Eukaryota, Fungi, Ascomycota, Eurotiomycetes, Eurotiales, Aspergillaceae. The transcript has 2 exons.
AUGACCGAGCCAGAGGAUGUUGAAGAAGACCUGUUUGCAGAUCUGUACGAUGCGGAUGAGACUGCGACCCAACCAACUUCAACCGUUGAAGCUUCGAUUACUUCGGAGCCUACAGCUUCGGUCCUCCCGACUCAGUCGGCUGGCCUUCCUGCGACUCAUGUCUCCGAAGCCUCCCAUAUCGAAACGGAAGACAUCCGCGGUGUACACCAACAGCUUCUACAGGAUGGAGCUCACCAACAUGGCACAGGCAAUUUAGAUUCUGGAUUCGCCAAUACUAUCACUCCUAUGUCGGGGGAAACGGAGCAUCAUGGAACCGGGAUCAAAGAAGAUGGGUAA